GAAGAAGAUGCUUCGGUUUAGGUCAUGUUUCUCUCCCUAUAAGUAUCGUUUAAUGUUUCUUUAAAAAUAUUUGUAACCGUAAAAAUGGCGAAGCCUGUUCUUGUCUAUUGCCUCUUGUUAUGUCUUCUUGUCUUGUCUGUUUCUGCAUCCCACCAAGAUGAAGACAGACAGGUAUAUAUCGUGUAUAUGGGUGCGAUUCCAUCGAAUGCGGAGUACAUGCCUACGUCCCAACACAUUAAUAUCCUUCAAGAGGUCACCGGAGAGAGUUCGAUCGAGAAUCGCUUGGUGAGAAGUUACAGGAGGAGUUUCAAUGGGUUUGCAGCUACACUCUCUGAUUCUGAAAGAGAAAGAGUGGCCAAUAUGGAAGGAGUGGUGUCUGUGUUUCCAAGCAGGAAACUGCAGCUCCAAACGACAGCAUCAUGGGACUUCAUGGGGUUCAAAGAAAACAAAACGAAGCGUGUUCCUAAUCUCGAGAGUGAUAUAAUCGUCGGUGUCAUCGACAGUGGAAUCUGGCCUGAAUCUGCCAGUUUUGACGACAAUGGCUUUGGUCCUGCGCCUUCGAAAUGGAAAGGUGAAUGCGCCGGAGGCAAAAACUUCACCUGCAACAACAAGAUCAUUGGGGCUCGGUACUACACCAGUAGUGGCGGAUUUUCAGGAACUCCGGAGUCAGCGAGGGACCACAUUGGUCACGGCUCUCAUACAGCAUCCACGGCUGCUGGAAACAGCGUUGAAGACGCGAGUUUCUAUGGCCUCGGCCUCGGAACCGCGAGAGGGGGCGUUCCUGCAGCAAGAAUCGCGGCUUACAAAGUCUGCGAUCCGGGUGGUUGCUCCUCUGACGGGUUGCUUUCAGCGUUUGAUGACGCAAUCGCCGACGGGGUUGAUAUCAUUACCAUCUCCAUUGGAGGAGAUACCCCGGCAAGGUUAGAGCAGGAUACUUUAGCGAUCGGAGCUUUCCACGCAAUGGCUAAAGGGAUUCUGACUGUGAAUUCAGCUGGGAACAGCGGUCCAUCACCGGGCACAACCUCGAGUGUCGCGCCAUGGAUUCUCUCUGUGGCCGCGAGUAAUUCUAAUCGUGCGUUUUUUACCAAAGUUAUCCUUGGAGAUGGCAAGACAAUUGUCGGAAGAUCAGUGAAUUCGUUUGAUCUAAAGGGAAAAAGGUAUGAUCUGGUGUACGGAAAAUCUGCUUCACGUAUAUGUGACGAAGAUUCUGCCAGGUUUUGCUCAUCGGGAUGUUUGGACAGUGAACUGGUGAAUGGAAAGAUUGUGUUGUGUGAUUCUUCAAGAGGCAUCGUCGAGGCUGAGAUGGCCGGAGCUGUCGGAACCAUUGUGAAAACCGCGAAAUCAGAUGUCUCCUUUGUAUUCUCUUCUCCCGUCGCUGCCUUGUUCGAAGAUCAAUAUGAAACUGUCGUUUCUUACGUGACCUCCACAGAAGACCCGAAAGUGUCUAUCCUGAAAAGUGACGCGAGUAUGAAGGAAACAGCUCCAGUAGUGGCUUCGUUUUCUUCUCGUGGUCCAAACACUAUCAUUCCGGAUAUCUUGAAGCCCGACCUGACAGCACCGGGAGUUGAAAUCUUGGCUGCUUACUCGCUCGACGCUUCUCCGUCAGCGGCUGAACACGACACCAGACGUGCAAAGUAUUCUGUUCUUUCUGGAACAUCCAUGUCUUGUCCGCAUGUUGCAGGUGCAGCCGCGUAUCUGAAGACGUUUCACCCUAACUGGUCUCCGUCCAUGAUCAAAUCCGCCAUCAUGACAACGACUUGGCCAAUGAACUCUACUGACAGCGCAGUGGGAUCCGAAUUCGGCUUUGGAGCUGGACAUUUGAAUCCAUUAUCAGCUCUUCACCCGGGACUCGUUUACGAAUCCACUAAAGCCGACCACAUAGCGCUUCUAUGCGCAUUGAACUUCACAACAACGUCGCUUAGACUCAUCUCUGGAGACAAUAGCACUUGCACCGCACAAGAAAAAGCCGAUACAUUGCCCAGAAACCUCAACUACCCUUCCAUGGCAGCUGCAGUUUCGUCGCGGAAGGCCUUCAACGUGACAUUUGUCAGAACUGUCACAAAUGUCGGUAUGGUGAACUCAACGUACAAAGCGGAGGUUGUCAAAGGAGCGGUCUCUUCCAAGAUCGAUGUCAAGGUUGAACCAGAUGUUCUGUCUAUGAAGUCAGUGUACGAGAAGAAGUCUUUUACAGUGACAGUUUCAGGAGAAUCACCCGAGGGAUCGGAACCCGUGUCUGCAACUCUGGUCUGGUCGGAUGUUUCCCAUACAGUGAGAAGUCCCAUUGUUAUUUACGCCGCUCGUCUCUUCUAAUGGUCUGCAUACUGUGAGAAGACACGUUGCUAGAAUUGCAUCUUCUCUAUCUUGCAUGAUAUGUUUGGAACUGGAGAAAGCUUGGACCCACAAAAUCUGUUGUAAUGUUUAAUAAUUGAUCCUUUCAUGGUGACAUAACAACAAUAUUACAUA
Molecule: messenger RNA, 2463 nt
Organism: Tarenaya hassleriana
Lineage: Eukaryota; Viridiplantae; Streptophyta; Magnoliopsida; Brassicales; Cleomaceae
Product: subtilisin-like protease SBT4.5
Biological process (GO): proteolysis
Molecular function (GO): serine-type endopeptidase activity
Source: RefSeq, a predicted model, not a curated record